CUUCAAUCAUGUGAAGAACAAGCUGAAGCUCAACUACAACAUGUUGUAGAAGUAGAAGUUUUCGAAGAUGUAGUCAGUAGAGAGUUAGAGUGCCUUCCAUUAAGAUAAAUCAGAAGCCCAUUACUGUAGCUUACUAAGACAGGGCCAUAAUCAAAACUUGCUUCAAGAUCAAGUUACUAAGUAUUGUAG
This is a messenger RNA of Amoebophrya sp. A25, 189 nucleotides long. The record is from the annotation of a GenBank genome assembly. NCBI's taxonomy places the organism in Eukaryota, Dinophyceae, Syndiniales, Amoebophryaceae.